This is a messenger RNA of Acanthosepion pharaonis, 642 nucleotides long. Lineage: Eukaryota; Metazoa; Mollusca; Cephalopoda; Sepiida; Sepiidae. The record is from the annotation of a GenBank genome assembly.
AUGCGGGCGACUGAUGGAAAUUUUCGACUUGACGUCCUCCCUUUGCUUAUACGAGGACGAGUAGACUUCCUCAAAAUCAUAGGCCCAUGUCAAUUGAACCACCUGCCCACCUCUCUUCUGGCUUGUAAACUUCUUUCUUAUUGUUAUUUUCUAUUUUUAUUCAACUUCUUCCUUUUCCUCCCUUAUCAGUCAUCUUAUUUUUUACCUCUCUUAUUUGACCGCAUCCUUUUCUUUUUCUCACUGACUCGACUAACCUUGUCUUUUUCUCCUUUAUUCAAUCAAUCCUUUGUAUUUUUCGCUUUUAACCGACGUCUUCCUUUUCUUUUCAUCCUUUCUUCGACCUCAUUUGAGCUCUUUCUUUUUUCUUUCCUAUUCAACUUCUUUAUUUUUUCCCUUAUUCAACCUCUUCCUUUUUCCACUCUUGUUUGGCUUGUUCCUUUUCCUACUUAUUCGACUUCUUUCUUUUUUCCUCCCUUAUUCAACCUCUCCCUUUUCUUUUUUCCUCCCUUAUACAACGCCUCCCUUUUCUUUUUCUUUCUUUAUUCAACCUCUCCCUUUUCUUUUCCUUUCUUUAUUCAACCUCUCCCUUUUCUUUUCCUCUCUUGUUUGGCUUCUUCCCUUUUCUUUUUCUCCCUUAUUUGA